GGACGAGAAGGCAGGGAUGCUCAGGAAAGGCAGUCCGCGCGAGGACGAGUGUGUCACAGUUGUGUGACAUUGUGACUGUAUCCGCAAUCGCCCAAAUCCACACCGAAAUCUUCACCCUCGACCAAAACCUCCCUUCAAGAUGCGGGACGUCCUCAAGACCGAAGAGCUCGAGAUCCCCGAGGGCGUCGAUGUCCAGAUCAAGUCGCGCCAGAUCAAGGUGUCCGGCCCGCGGGGGACGCUCACCAAGAACGUCCGCCACGUCGACAUGGACAUCCGGAUUAUCAAGGGCGCGAAGGCGAACAAGGUCACGCUCGCGGUGUGGCAGGGCGGCCGCAAGCACGUCGCCUGCUUGCGCACGAUCAAGUCCCUCAUCCAGAACAUGGUUACGGGUGUGACGAAGGGCUUCCAAUACAAAAUGCGCGCCGUCUACGCCCAUUUCCCGAUCAACUGCAUUAUCCAGGAGUCGGGUUCCGCUCUUGAGAUCCGGAAUUUCUUGGGCGAGAAGACCGUCCGCCACGUUGACAUGCUUGACGGCGUUGUUGUCGCUGAGUCGAAGGCACAGAAGGACGAGCUCAUCCUUGAGGGCAACGACAUCGACAACGUCUCACAAUCCGCCGCAUCCAUCCAGGGCAUCUGCCGCGUACGGAACAAGGAUAUCCGUAAGUUCUUGGACGGCAUCUACGUGUCGGACAAGAGCACGAUAGUCAAGGAUGAGUAAUCGAGUCGCCUCACGAGUACGUUCGCGGGAUGUUUGGUCGGUCGAUACACAAAACCCUUGUCGCAUGCCCCACCCAUUAUUGUCACUAUGUACCCCUAUGGCUAUGACGCAGAUGCAUGCUACUUUCAUACUCUCA
Molecule: messenger RNA, 854 nt
Organism: Schizophyllum commune H4-8
Lineage: Eukaryota; Fungi; Basidiomycota; Agaricomycetes; Agaricales; Schizophyllaceae
Product: 60S ribosomal protein L9
Exons: 5
Coding region: 140-718 (192 amino acids)
Biological process (GO): cytoplasmic translation
Cellular component (GO): cytosolic large ribosomal subunit; ribosome
Molecular function (GO): structural constituent of ribosome; rRNA binding
Source: RefSeq, a predicted model, not a curated record